Molecule: messenger RNA, 736 nt
Organism: Salvelinus namaycush (lake trout)
Lineage: Eukaryota; Metazoa; Chordata; Actinopteri; Salmoniformes; Salmonidae
Product: sorting nexin-30-like
Exons: 4
Molecular function (GO): phosphatidylinositol binding
Source: RefSeq, a predicted model, not a curated record
GUUGUGUGAUUGCAGCCAGCGGGUUCAGCAUUUGAUACACGGGAUUGGAAAUAAUCACAAAACAAACCAUAAUUCCAGGCCAAGUAACUAAGACAUUUUCCGGAAAAUCCGUUCGCGGUUUCCCCUCGCUUACACAAUGAGUGCUGGCACUCCUAAAUCGCUGGCAUCGUCGGGGCAAAAACCCAUUCAGGAGAUGUGCCAUCCGCUCGGAGCCGAGGAGGCAGUUCUCACACCCAGUCCAGAUGUCAGAAACCUCACGAGCAGCAUCGGAGAGAAGGACCAAAUUCUGCCCAAUGGGACACCGGUGGAGACAUCUAGUCCCUCCUCCACGUCUUCCCUCCUGAACCGGUUGCAGCUGGAUGACGACCUGGAUGGAGAAACACGUGACCUCUUCGUUACCGUCGGCGACCCGAAGAAACACGUCAGCACCAUGGAGACGUACAUCACCUACAGAGUGGUGACUAAGACAACGCGGGUGGAGUUUGACCUACCAGAGUACUCCGUGUGGAGACGCUACCAGGACUUUGAUUGGCUCAGGACCAAGUUGGAGGAUAGUCAGCCUACACAUCUCAUACCACCCCUCCCUGAGAAGUUUGUGAUGAAGGGCGUGGUUGACCGGUUCUCUGAGGAGUUUGUUGAGACGAGGAGGAAAGCGCUGGAUAAGUUCCUGAAGAGAGUGGCUGAUCAUCCUGUCCUAUCGUUCAACGAACACUUCAACUCCUUCCUCUCUGCCAAG